CCACAACUAGUCAAAGGAAAAAAUGUAGCAUAUUGUAGGUAGCUCUUAUAACUAGGAAACUGAAUAGUGUGUCGAUCACACGUCUUGAGAAUUUUUCCAAGUGGAUUUCAAAUAAGCUGCUGCUUAAGUAGAUUUUGAAAUGGAGGUUCUUGUUCUGUAUGAUUUCGAGACACAGUUGGAUGAUGAGCUUAACAUAAAGUCUGGUGAUGUCAUCAAGAAUGUCCGAAAAGCAACUGAAGAAGGAUGGCUGGAAGGAGAGCUGAAUGGCAAAAGAGGAGUUUUUCCAAACAGCUUUGUGAAGGAAAUUCCCACAGAACUAAGAGGCGAUCACAAAAAACAACCAAGAAGCAUCCGAAAAGCAAAGUCCAUGAAAAAGGUCACAAAAUUGUGUGAAGUUGUAUUUGCAUAUUCUGCGCAGAAUCCGGAUGAGCUUGAGUUAAAUGUGGGUGAGAAGGUGGAAUUUGUCAAAGAGAUAGAAGAUGGCUGGUGGCUGGGGAAAAAAGAUAGCAAAAUGGGGGCCUUUCCAUCAAAUUUUGUCAAGGAACUUUCACCUCUGAUCCACAAUGAACUGAAUGACUCUUCAAAACAGUCAAGACCGAAAUUUCCCGAAGCAAUAAAUAACCAAGAAGUGAAAGAAACUGAGGUGCAACAGAAUAUCAGUGUGCUGCAGAGACAUGAUAAACAUCCAGAACGAUGCAAAGUAAUGUUUGACUACACUGCCAGUGUUGAAGAUGAGCUAGACUUGAAGAAAGGUGAUAUUGUGACAAUAAUCAAGAAGUCAACAGAUGAUGAAGGAUGGUGGGAGGGAGAGCUGAAUGGAAAAUGUGGCUUGUUUCCUGAUAAUUUUGUGAUGCUUCUUCCUCAUGAUACGGUCUCGUCUGAUAGCAACCAUAAACCUCCAGAAAGGAAAGGAGCCGCAAAGAAGACAGGAUGGACACCAGAUUCAGGCCUGCAUAUUGGAAGCAAAACAGAUGCAUCAGAUAUGGACAAGAAAGCAGCAGGCCACAGCAAACUUGAGGCCACUCUUGCCAAGGUCAACCAGAAAGAUGAUAAAAAGGAGAACAGCCAGUUUAUGAUCGACCACCUCAACAAAGUUUUUCCAGGUCCUCCAAAGAAGGUUCCUCCACCAGUGAAGCUCAAACCAGUAAAAAACAAGACGAAUGAGGACCAGCCUUCAGUACUUGUCGAAAAUGAAAAGGAUCAUCCUAAAGAAACAGAUGAGUUUGAUGGAAUUCAUGUGACCUCCGAGAAACUGAGUCAUCCCACUGCAAACCGUGCUAAACCUCAAGGAAGAAGACCUCCAACACCCAAUACGUGUACAAAAAUUCAAGAUUGUGCUAAGAAAGAAGUUGAAAUAAAUGAAAAAACUGAAGAUAACGAGCCAUCCGGUGGAAAACCAGGUCUACCAAAGGCUGCAGAAAAGGUGUUACCUAUAGCAACAGUACCAAAGAACAACCACAGUACCUGCCAGCUUCCAAUACUAACUACCCCACUGGACACGAGAGUAAAGGGAGAGGAGACCAUCUGUCUAGAGAAGCUCAAGAAAGAGAUCGAGGAACUCAGCUUGGGGAUGGAUUUGCUCAGGAACCAGUAUCUGAGAGAUAUUGAAGACUUGAAAAAUGAAAUAUUUGAUGAAAGACAGAAGCGGAUAGCCCUGCAGGAGGAAGUGGAAUUGCUGAGAAAACUAACUGGUACACCUUAAUGAGAUGCUCCAUUACGUUAAAGGAAAGCACCCAAAAACUGAGGAGAACCAGACGACGACUGCUGCUAUUUCUUGUGUAAAAUGCCAAUAAUGUUUGAAUUCUCCAAUCUGACCUUUCCGUGUAAUAGUGUAGGUAUUCCAGCAUGCACUGCAGGAUUUCAGUUGGUGUUUAAGACCUUGAACUGAGUUAACAAGCCUACUCCAAUCCCAAGGAUAUGCUCCACUAAUUUUCCUUCACUUACUUCUGAGCAGGAGAAAAACGGCCAUUCAGUAGGUGAAUGUUAUGUUAUGCAAUGUUUUACUUUUAGUGCCUUGGACCCCAAUAAAAUUACGUAAUUUAUGUAUUGAAAUAAUGUUACAUUGAAGGUACUGUAAAUUGUCGGUGCCUCAUCCUCUCUGAGAAUAUUUUUUUUAUUUUACAUGCUAUUUUUGAUUAAAACAAAAAAGUUUCAGUUUUAUUAACAUCAGGUGUCUUUGUGCCUGUCAAGCUUCAGCAGCUGGCAUGUGUCAGAUCGGCUUGGUUGUUCACCAUUUAUAUAUUUAUAAUAUUUUACCAGAGAUACUAACACAGUAUUUAUUGACAAGUCUCACACUUUACCUCACCAUGCAAUCACAUACUCGUCUGAUUUUUACAAUGUGUUUGUGCUUUUUAACCUUUGCUUCUAUUGACUUGUGGCAUACUGCCAGCCUGAGAAUCUGGGCAGCCAUGUGGAACUUUGAAGACACAGUAGCUCCUUCAGCCUUGGACCCUGCAGGCCUGAAAGCCACACACCUCUUGAGCUACAGCCGAGUGUCCCCGUCUGUCCCCUGGGCUUUCUGACAUUGCUGUGCACACCCUCUGUCACAUUUUUCUGUUUCUAAGAAGUGUCACUGGCAUCGUUUCGUUAGUAUAGAAAUGUAACCCACAGCCUCACACUACCUGAACUAAGCAUUUACUAGAUGAAUAACUGUAUCGAAAAGAAAUGUUUUAUCUAUGGACACAAGGUGAAGUAAAAGUCACUCUAGAGCAUAACGUGUGAUCAACUAAAUAAUAUUAUUUUUGUAUUGUCUUCUUCAAUUCUAUUUUUCUACUGCUGAAGCUUACUAUCAUUAUAAAAUGUGACAUUUUGCAGUAAUGUUAAUUACAAGUUUACAGUGACUUUUGCUUCAAUUAGUGUUGUCACCCUGCUUUGUGUAUUUAUACUUCAUUAAAAUACCUGUUGACACAUCA
This is a messenger RNA of Erpetoichthys calabaricus (reedfish), 2912 nucleotides long. RefSeq names its product SH3 domain containing 21 (gene mnmip1). The record is from RefSeq and is a predicted model, not a curated record. Lineage: Eukaryota; Metazoa; Chordata; Cladistia; Polypteriformes; Polypteridae. The coding region runs from base 140 to 1702 and encodes 520 amino acids. The transcript is spliced from 19 exons. Gene Ontology annotation, molecular function: protein binding.